Molecule: messenger RNA, 3543 nt
Organism: Girardinichthys multiradiatus
Lineage: Eukaryota; Metazoa; Chordata; Actinopteri; Cyprinodontiformes; Goodeidae
Gene: gtf3c3
Product: general transcription factor IIIC, polypeptide 3
Exons: 19
Coding region: 99-2894 (931 amino acids)
Biological process (GO): transcription by RNA polymerase III
Cellular component (GO): transcription factor TFIIIC complex
Molecular function (GO): protein binding
Source: RefSeq, a predicted model, not a curated record
AAAGCAAAGAACGUCCUGCUGAAACAUAUCGGUGGGGUUAGUUGUGCUUCGUACAGCUGUAGUCCAAUGUGAAGCAGCAUAUUUUAACCUGAGCGGAAAUGUCGGGGUUCAGCGCAGAACUCAUCGAUUACCUGGAAGGCAGAAUAACAUUUGAAGAGUUCGACAGACGGAGAGAUGAAUGUAAAACGGAGGAGUCAGAAGGACCUACAGAAGAUGAAAGCAAACCUUCCACCUCAGCAGAAACAAAGGCAAAAGUUGAGGACGGAGUCAGCGCGGGAGUCCAGCAGGCCUUCGCUUCCAUUCUGGGGGAAAGGGUAGAAGAAGCAUCUUCAGAGGACGAGGACAGCUUGAGUUAUGUUGAUGAUCAAGAUGAUAGGGAUUACAAUGGGGAGGAGGCAGAGGAGGCGAAGGACAUGACCAAAGAGACGAAGAGGAGGCCGAGGCAAGGUGUCAAAAAAGUAGGAAAAAGAAGCCUGAAGAGCAAGCUAGAGGAGGAGGAGGCAGAUGAGGAGAACAUGACUGUGGGAGACGUGUUUAAACUGGAGAUGGAGCUGAACCGCGAAAACAGGAAGUUGAUGAAGGGGCGUCGUCAUGGCAGCAAACUGCCUCAGGCUCUCAGGGGCCUGAUGGGAGAGGCCAACAUCCGCUACGCUCGAGGGGAGAAACAGGAUGCUAUCGUGAUGUGCAUGGAAAUCAUAAGACAAUCUCCUCUGGCUUAUGAGCCUUUUUCCACUUUGGCCAUGAUCUAUGAGGAUAAUGGAGAUGUGGACAAGGCGCUGCAGUUUGGGCUUAUUGCUGCCCACCUCAACCCUUCAGACUGUGACGAGUGGAUCCGACUGGCUGAAAUGUCUCUGGAGCAGGACAACACCCGACAGGCCAUCAUCUGCUACACCAAAGCGAUCAAGUACGAUCCCACCAACGUGCGCUAUCUGUGGGACCGAUCCAGCCUCCACAUGCGUAUGGGGGAGCACAAGCAGUGCAUGGAUGGCUACCGCAAGAUCCUGUCUCUGCUGCCUCUGGAGGAUGGAGAGCACUUCAUGCAGCUGUCCAAGGACAUGGCGAAGAGUUACUAUGAGAGCAAUGACCUGCCCUCAGCGCUUAGUGUGAUUGCGGAAGGUCUGGACCGACACCCCAGCUUGGUCAGCGAUGACUUCAUCAACAUGGCAGCUGAACUCUACAUCUGCAGCCGCCAGUAUAAGGAGGCCCUGCAGGUUUUGGUCAAAUUUGCCGACAUUGUUCUGGUCCGAGCAAAGUCCCCAGCAGAAAGCGCAGCUCCGUCUCAAAAAGACACGGGGACCGAGGAGGAGUUGAAGGAAGCCGAAGAGGACGCACACCCUGCAGGGGACACAGCAGCAGACGACAGCGGUGAAAUUCUGGAUGUCCAGGUACCAGACAGUGUCCCAGUUGACCUAAGGGCCAAGCUAAUUGUCUGUCUCAUACACCUGAAUGUCUUCAAACCACUCGAGGGCUUGGUGCUGUCUCUGAUGGAGCAGAGUCCGGAGGAGAUCGGAGACCUGUACCUGGACGUGGCUGAAGCUUACCUGGAGCAGGGCAGGUACUCGUCUGCUCUGCCUCUGCUGUCGGCCCUCGUUGUCUCUGAGAAGUACGACUUGGCUGUGGUUUGGCUUCGGCAUGCAGAGUGUCUAAAGGCUCUGGGCCACAUGAAGGAGGCAGCAGAGAGCUACACAAAGGUAGUGGAGAUGGCACCCCUGCACCUGGAGGCCCGGCUGUCUCUCGCCACGGUGCAGCAGCAGUUGGGACGGAUGGACUGUGCUCUGAAAGCACUGGAGUCCAUGUACGACAGUGACACGCUGGCACAGGAUUCGUCCGCUGCGCAGAAGGAAUUAAAGCUGCUGCUGCAUCGCUCCACCCUGCUGAAGGCGCAGGGCCAGAAGCAGGACUACCUGGACGCCAUGAUCACCAUGAUUUCGAUGCUGCUGAAGGUCGCCAUGCAGCGGGCCAAGGUGUGUGUUCGUUCUGUAACGCUGGCAGGGCACAACCACCUGAGGCUUGUGAAGGUUUUAGACAUGCUGCCAGAAAUUGCCGACCAUGAAAGCGCCUAUCUGGACAACAUGUGUAAAACCAACGUAUUGUCCAAAGAGGACUGGUGGCAGCUGUUGCUGAGCUGCCUGCUGGGGCUGUGUGAGGUGGAGCGCUAUGAAGAGGCUGAUCUCCUCGUGGAGUCAGCGAUGGAGUUCUACUCCUUCUACGACAGCAAGCCCAUGAGGAAGGAGCUGGAGUUUAUCGGCCUCUCCGCCACCUUCCUGAACCAUGACUACUUCAAGGCGUACAACUACAUGAGAUUAAUGCUUAUAGAAAACGUUGAUCUGCCUCAGUUCUGGAACAUUUUUCACCAGCUGACGACAUCCUCCCAGCACCAGCGCCACCAUCGCUUCUGUCUACGACUGCUGUUAAAACAUCCUGACAACCACGCCCUGUGUGUCGUCUGUGGACACAAUGCCAUGGUGUCGGGAAGCUUCAAGCAUGCUCUGGGCCAGUAUGUCCAGGCUUUAAAGACCCACCCUGAAAAUCCACUGCACAGCUUCUAUGUGGGGCUCACCUUCAUCCACAUGGCAUCCCAGAAGUAUGUAGCCAAACGUCACGCUGUGUUACUGCAGGGAUUUUCCUUCUUAUGGCGGUACGUGGAGCUACGUGGAGAGUGUCAGGAGAGCAUGUACAACCUGGGCCGAGCACUGCACCAGAUGGGCCUUACACAUUUGGCUAUACAUUAUUACCAAAAGGCGCUUUCGCUACCUGCUUGGAAGCUGGAUGGCAUUCCAGACAAUCAGGUUGAUUUGAGGAGGGAGAUCGCUUUUAACUUGUCACUCAUCUACCAGGCCAGUGGGAACAUGGAGGUGGCGCGGCAGCUCAUCAGAACGUAUUGUACUGUGUGAUGAUGUGCCUCAUUUUUAAAGCACUUUCAGAUGGACUGAUAUCUGGCAAAGAACCUGCAGGAAACAUCUGGACGAUCCAGCAUUUCUGAAGAAACACAGAAGACUGUAUAUUCUGCGAUAGUACAGCUGCAAGGAGAACGACUGAAUUAUGAAAUAGCUUUAGUAUUCAGAUAAUUUUGUAUUUUGAAUACUCUGAUUAUCAUCGAUUUGUCGGCAUCGGGGGUGUCCAAGAUGUGGCCCUGGGGGCCAUUUGCUGUCUUCGGGCCCCAAUUCAAAAAUGUUCUAAUUCUGGUUUUCCAUCUCAGGCAGUUUAUGCAGAGAAGCAUGAAAAAUAAAAUGUUAGGGUGUAUUUUUUUACCUAUGUGAGGCCUUUCCAAAAAAAGAGAAAAAAAGUCUUCUUAAAAUGGAAAGUAAAACACAAAGUCUUCAUUUUCUUCAUGUCUUUGUAUUUAUUUUUAACGAGGCAAUCCUGCAAGACUCUUUAUGUGUGGCAUCUGUAAUGAUUUACUGAUCCGUUUUCUACAGACAUCUGGCUAAUUUGCUUCUUUCAUUCAAAUUAUUUGUGUUUAGUUAAUUGAGCAGGUAAAAAUGAAAAGAAAUUUUAUUGUUUUGUUUUUUUUGAUUUAAAUAAAAGUCUAAAUUUUGUUCU